Molecule: messenger RNA, 2764 nt
Organism: Aedes aegypti (yellow fever mosquito)
Lineage: Eukaryota; Metazoa; Arthropoda; Insecta; Diptera; Culicidae
Gene: SuUR
Exons: 4
Coding region: 197-2596 (799 amino acids)
Biological process (GO): reciprocal meiotic recombination; double-strand break repair via homologous recombination
Cellular component (GO): nucleus
Molecular function (GO): DNA translocase activity; ATP-dependent chromatin remodeler activity; ATP binding
Source: RefSeq, a predicted model, not a curated record
UUCUUGUUUGUUUUUCUGCCAGUCAGCCAGCAGCGUAAAAGUUUUGCAACCACAUCAUGUCUCAAGUGCUCUAGUGUUCACGAGCUUUUAGUUAUUUUCUCGUGAAAACCGUUCUUUUUGGUGAUUCUUUUUUCGCAUUGAUCUGUGUGAAAGGGUGAAAUUGUUUGGAUUGAAGAAUUCCAGCCGCAUAGAGUUGAUGGAUGACGGCAAUGGUGAAAACGCUCCAGCAAAGAGAACCCGAUUUGCCCUCCGGGAACCACUAAAACUCGGCGACGGAGAACUUCCCGGUCCCGUGGUGGAAGUUUUGACGCCACAUCAGCUGGAAGGAAUCCGGUUCAUCCAUCGGGGUGUUAAACAGAACAAAGGUGUAAUCUUGAAUGACGAAUCCGGAUUGGGAAAGACGCAUCAGAUAGUUGGUUACUUAUCGGCAACGGUUGGCCUUGCUGCUGAUAAGACUGCGAUCUUGUGUGAUAGUGCAGAGCGGGUGCAUCAUUGGCUGUACCAUUUGGAGUUGCUUACCGAGUUCAGAACAUUGAUUCUGGGAGAGGAAGGUGAAAGUGAUCAACUAUCAGGGAACCAACAGAUAAUUUUGGCUACUUUCGAUUGCUUCCAGAAGAAUUCCCAUGCCCUUCUUGCUAGGGAAAAAGACAUUAACCUAUUGGUGAUCGACGAAACCAAAGAAGUUCAGUGUGAGAUUGGAUUUCUUUCACUGAUCGCCGAAUUCCAGCGCGCGGCCAGAAUAUUUUUGGUAACCGAAAACCUUCUGGACAACCCGGUCCGAUUUUCUCUGAGGCUCAAACUUUGUCAAGUGCAAUUUCAUGUGGAUGCGUUGAAAACCUUGCUGGAAGAAGCAAUCCAAACUAAUCGACCGUUGAAAAAAGCGAAGAAGUUGAAACUAUUCUUCCUGACCCGGAGCGUUUGGUUCAGAAGGUAUCGAUCUCAUCACAACAGCUACCUCCCCCUAAUAGACGAGCACGAGUUCAAGUUUUGCUUCAACGCUUGGAAGAUCGCCAACGGAAUGGAAUGUAGACAAAUUGAAGAGAACAGUUUGCAGGUUCUCGAGGAAUCGAGUCAAGAACUGGUUGAAAAUGAGACAGCCGGGGAAACGAGCCUCAAUAUGGCCAUCGUGGGGGAUAAGGAAACUUCAGGCAUCGGAAGGGACUUAUCGAAUGAGACAGAUGAUGACAAAGACGAAGCGGUGACCGUUUCGUAUAAAGUUAGCGAGCCGUUGUUCGAUUUCGAGCUGAGUACGGAGGAAAUGCCCAAAUUGGUGGUGGAAACGUCUGAUUCGGAGACUAAAUCUACUAUUGAUGAUGUUAGGAAGUCUCCCUUGGUUAGAGCGUCAGAAUCCGAAAAGACUCGAGUUCAAACGCCCAACAUUGAAGUGCCAGAAACUGAGCGUUCGUCUCAAGCAACAGAUGACCAAACGGAUUCGGAAGGAUACCUGCAGUUUGGCCAGGCGCUGUUCCAACCUAGUUCUCAGAUAGAAAGCUCUUCGGAAACAUUAGUUCGCAAGUCGGUCAUCGCCUCCAGUGAUGACAAGUACAACUUCCCAAUCGAUCGAUUCUUCCAACGGAAAUCGCCUUCUUCAUGUUCCACCGAUCUCGAAAUCGUAUCGAAGGAAAGUGUCAUCGCCAACAACCCCAUAUUGGUGUCCAGUUCCAGCUCCAACUGUCGGGAAAAGUCCCCCGAUUUGUUCAGCGACUCCGAAGACGAAACUGUCAAAGCGAUCUCUCAGGAUGAUUCCCUUCUGAAUCUUCUGCUCAAAAGCCCCGUUGACUUGGAGAAAACGUCCAAACCGAACGCGCCAAUGCAGCAACCCCUGCCAAAGUUUCUCCGAAUCAAUGUGAGCACCCCUAUUUCCAAACUCCUUCACGGUCCUCUACAAAACGAAAUCCCGUGCACCGCCACGGAACGUCCGUCCUCCAACGAUAUCUUCGCUGAUCUCACCGUCAAAAAUCCCGAUCCCAAUCGGACGGACGUUUUUGAAAUCACCGACAAUAACGCCUUCGGAAACCAGAUUCUAGUCCAUGCCGAAAAGGACAGCAUGUCCCCUUUGCGCGAUUCCGACGACGUCCAGUUCGUUAGCAUCCUUCGGCCACCGGACGAAAUCGUCGACCUGGACACCAACGCUUGCACGCCAAAGAGUCAAAAUGGACCCGCCCCCAAUCCCUUGAAACGAACACCUUCCUCCAAGGGAACGCUUCCCGCCACGCCACGCGGUUGGCUCACCACCAAAAGCAACCGUUCCUCGGAUAGUGAUUCGCCGCGAACUCCAAAAACUUCCACAAGGAAGUCAACCCCGCGGACGGGUAGACGUUCGGCCGGAACCAACAGCACGUCGUCGAGCUUCAAGCGCAAGAAGCUGGAGAAUUGGUUCCGCGAUGCUCCGACCGAUGACGAUGAUGAUUUUGAGGAUUGCCGCCGCGUGUCCACGAGUGUCAACCGGAGGAAAUCGGCUCCGGUCGGUGGUGGACCGGGUGGAAGUGGUGGCAAGAAGGUUUCCCCGAGGAAGAAAUGCUUCCAGGAGCGGGUCAUACAACGCUACAAUCAAAUAUUGGUAUCGCCUAGCGGAAUGGAUAGUGAUUUUGAGUGAUUGUUUCUACAAGAUGUCGUAGGUUCGGUAGUUGUUUUGUAUUUUGUAGCGUAUUUUUAACCACUUUUGACAACAUUUUAUUUCACUUGUCUUGUAGAGCUCUUUUGUUUUUUUAAGUAUCGUAUACUUAUUGUUUAGGAAAUAUAUACAAAUCGGAUUGUAAAAAAA